ACCUGACGCCCCACAAGGUUCCCCUGUUCUGGGAAGCCGGUCCGUCAGUUAAACGCGCAGGUCCUGCUGCGCCGAGGCCGAAUGCGGCCUUUGAGGACCGAUCAAUCCCGGGCUGACUCUAGCCUCUACUGUCAGAAGCUGCAGCUACGGGACCAGAAAAUUGGGGGGAGCUGAAACCUUUCCCUCGUGUAAAACAAGGAGACUUGAAUUAUAUUCCCAAAGAUUCCUCUUAUCCCCCGCAUCUUGCUCGUCAAUAGUUGCUUUAAACUUUAGGGAAAAGCUUCUGGUGCAUCGGAAAAACUCUGGCAGCAGGCCUGGGUUCUAGCCAUGGUUCCACCACUGACUAGAAAUCUCUUCUUUAGGCUGAAUUUACGAUUGUUUCAGAUUAAAGGAUUGAAUUAGAAAUUGAAUUAGAAAAUCUUUUAGGGCCUUUAUAUUUCUCUUGAGAUCGUUUCUCCCAAGUAUAAAAUCAAAGCGUUUAUAUGAUAACUCAGGUUCCUUCAAAGCUCCUGACUUUGUUUUGAGUACUUAGGCUGUCGCAAAGACUUAUAAGCGACAUUGUAUACUUAAGGCUGUAUUGUGCUUUGGGGACAGUUUAGUAUUAUUGCUAUUAUCUGGAGAAUCUGAGGAUGAGGAAUGAAUUGAGGAAGAUUUGGAAGUGGGAAUUGAACAAGGGAAUGGCAUGGGGGAAUGGGAUGGGGAUUAUUGGACAGCUCACAGGGGUAAGAGGCUUUAUGGUAAAAGGAGAAGAGUUGAGAGAAAUCUGAUGGAAGUGUUUUCAGAUAGGGUUUAGUUCUUGUAAAAAGCCUUUGUAUAUUCCAAGAACAGCUGAGAUUUAUCUCAAAUUGAGCAUAAUUUUCUCGUCUUGAUACUGUGUUCCCUCUUUCUCUUUUUUAUGACCAUUGUUUCACACAUAUAGAUCUUUAAGUCAUAUUUGAUUUAAAGUGUCACAUUUGAAAAAUGGACAGGAAUUUUAACCCCAGUUGUUAUUUUCAGGGCAGCACUAAAGAUUAAGUCAGAAUUUUUCAGUUUAGAUAAACUAUGUAGAAAUCACUUUUCUAUUGGAAACUGUGGACUUAAAAUCAAGCUGUAGGGCUGGGGAUGUAGUUCAGUGGUUGAGAGCUUGCCUAGCUGCUUAAGGCUCUGGGUUCAAUCCCCAGCCCUGCAAAAAGCAAGCAAGCAAGUUAAUUGUAGAUUUUAUUUAAAUCUGACUGAGGUGAAUGCUUAUGUCAUCAAGAAGGAACAUCUUAGCUAAAACACUUUGGAAGGAAAUAAGAGCAAAAUGUUUGGAAUGACCAGCAGGUAGACUGUUAGAAUAGAAGCAUUGGCUUUAAAGAUUGUGUAAGUAAAUUCUGAAAGCUUAAAUAAACUUAAGUUGUGUAGUUUUUAAAAAUCCAGUGAAUAAAUACUACUCCCUUUUUUGACAGCAGGAGCUGUCAAAAUUUAUAUUUGAUAUGCUAUUUUAAUUUUUCAGAUAAGUUUUUCUCUAUUUUAGGUUCUUGUAUGGAAGCAUCCUUUUUAGUAAUAGGAUUGAUAAAGUCUAUCUUUGAGUUCUUGAGUGAUAAACUGACAAAUUUAAAUGUGUGCUUUUUCUUUUAAUGAAAAUGCCUCUGAAAGUUUUCAUACUGCACUGAGAAGUAAAGUAGAUAUGCAUGAGGUAAAUUUAGGUGUUAGAGCCAAUGCACAUAUAACAAUCUUCAUUUGAAAUCAUUUUGAAAAUUUUAUUUUCAAAUCUUAGUGCUUGAUUGAGAGUCAGAAAAGUGUGAAUCAUCAGUUCUAGCUGUAUUCUUAACCAACUGCCUGACUUUGGGUGGGCUUCCUUAUUUCUUAUCACUUUGGAUCUCAGUUUUCGCAUGUAAAUUGAGGGGGUUGUGUGAAAUAAUCCAAAAGGUCCCCUCCAGAUUUACAAGUUUGUGACUAUCGUAAGGGCCUUAUUUUGUCUAGUUGAGUAGAUUUGGGAAUCAUGUCCAAUGAUCAAAAAAACGGAGAAAGCUUUCUGAGUUCAGGGAUCUAUCUGUAUCUAUAUUCUCUCUCUCUCUCUCUCUCUCUAUAUAUAUAUAUAUGUAUAUGUAUAUAUACACACACAUAUAUGUUUUUAUAUAUGCACACAUAGAUACAUUUUAUCUCAUGUUCAUCUCUGAGUAUGCUUUUAAAAAAUAAAUGCAUUCAAAUGUAAUUAAAAUAGUAACAUAAACCAAACAGCCUGAGGCAAACCUUAACCCUGGCAUACAUAAGCUACAUAAAUAGAAGAGAGCAUGUUAUGCCUGAGCACAAUUUUCAAGUACAGAAGGUACAAAAUCCUCUUAAAGGCCAUAGGGGCUAAAUUGUUAAAUUCAUUUUUCUACAUUUCAGGAAAGGAGAUAAAUCCUUAGACCCAAGGAAGUCAGUUUUUAUUAUGGUUCUGUAGUUUAUUUUUGGCAUACAUUCACAGGUGUGCCUAUGGCUCUAUUCUUAAUCCCUUUCCUUUGGGAUGGCUCCAAGAGUAGUACAAAUUUGUAACUCUGUAAUUUAGCUCUUUAAUUUUUUCUGUGCUGCACUGGAAUUAUGUUUUAUCUUAAGUCCACAUUGGAUCCUCAGGAUGGAUCCAGUGAGGAUUUUGAAGGAAGCAUAAUUCCUUUGCCUUCUUUUAGAAUUAAUUUACCUAUUAAGUAAAAAGGAAAGGAUUCAUCUUUUAUUUGAAUUCCUCUGAGGCUAACAUUUCAAUAUAAACUGAUAAAUGCUAUGGGCAUUAUUAUUCAGACAGUCACAUUCAACUUUUAUGACCAUAACAGCAUAGCAACCUGAAAGUGCAAUAGGGGAACAGAUAUAUUGUAACUUUUAGAAGAAAAAAGAUAGUAAAAGUUGGUUUCUUUAUUUCUGGAAAACAAAAGAGUUUUUGGGUCAGCUGCUUUUAUGACCAAAAUCACCAUCACAGUAUCACAGUAUCCUGGCGUUUUGGGCAGAGAUGGGAAACUAAAAACAUAAUUAUUCUCUCAAUUAUAUCUGUAUAUCUGAAAGUGGAAAAAAUAAUAAAUUGGCAUCAUUACUAGGGCAUCCCUGGUGUGCUGUAGGCCAGACCACCCAAACCCUCACCCCUGUAAUAGAAAUUUAACCCAGGGGGACUCUAACAUUGAGGUACAUCCCCAGACCUUUUUCUAUAUUUUAUUUUGAGACAUGGUCUUCCCAUGUUGCCCAGGUGGCCUCAAACUCAAGAUUCUCCUGCCUUAGCCUUCCAGGUAGCUGGGAUUACAGCAUUAAGAUUACCAACUUUCCAUGAUGUUUGGUGGCUACGAGACUAUAGAAGCAUAUGAAGAUGACCUUUAUCGUGAAGAGUCAUCUAGUGAACUGAGUGUUGAUAGUGAGGUGGAAUUUCAACUCUAUAGUCAAAUUCAUUAUGCCCAAGAUCUUGGUAAUGCUAUUAGGGAGGAAGGACAUGAAGAAAAGAACUCUGGGAAUUCUGAAUCAUCAAGUAGUAAACCAAAUCAGAAGAACUUAAUUGUUGUUUCAGAUAGUGAGGUCAUCCAGCUCUCAGAUGGGUCAGAGGUCAUCACUUUGUCUGAUGAAGACAGUAUUUAUAGAUGUAAAAGAAAAAAUAUUAGGGUCCAAGCACAAGAAAAGACCCAUGGUUGUUCUGCUUCUCCUCACUCUAAUGAGUUGGCUGAUAAGAAAUCCAAGAGGAAUAUUGAGAAGCCUAAACCUGAAGAGAGAUCAGCUAUACUCCGAGAGGUCAUGAUUAUAGAGGUCAGUUCAAGUGAAGAAGAGAGCACAAUUUCAGAAAGUGAUAAUGUCGAAAGCUGGAUGCUACUGGGAUGUGAAGUAGAUGAUAAAGAUGAUGAUAUCCUCCUCAACCUUGUGGGAUGUGAAAACUCUGUUACUGAAGAGGUUUCAGUCCACAGUCACUUGACACCAUCACCAUCGGCUUGUGGAGAAGAUGAUGUAAACUGGUUCAUCAGUGACAAAGACGUUGAGGCCCAGAUAGGUAAUAACAGAUCAUCCGGAAGAUGGACCCGCCGAUACUAUUCUGCUAACAAAAACGUUACCUGUAGAAAUUGUGACAAAUGUGGUCAUUUGUCCAAAAACUGCCCUCUACCACAAAAAGUCCGUCCCUGCUGCCUCUGUUCUGAGAGAGGACAUCUCCAGUAUGCCUGUCCAGCUCGCUUUUGCUUAGAUUGUUCUUUGCCUAUGUCUUCCAAUCAUAGAUGUCUCGAAAGGUCUUCCUGGAGAAAACGAUGUGACCGAUGUGAUAUGAUAGGCCACUAUGCUGACGCUUGCCCAGAAAUCUGGAGGCAGUAUCACCUAACGACCAAACCUGGGCCACCCAAAAAACCGAAGACUCCUUCUGGACAAUCAGCAUUAGUUUAUUGCUACAACUGUGCACAAAAAGGCCAUUAUGGACACGAAUGUACAGAAAGACGGAUGUAUAAUCAGACAUUUCCAACAUCUCCAUUCAUCUACUACUAUGAUGACAAAUACGAAAUUCGGGAGAGAGAACAGAGAAUAAAACGAAAAAUAAAAGAAAUCCAGAAAAAUGGGGAUUUUCCAAGGCAGUUCAAGAGACUGCACAUGGAAGCAGCAGAGACGAGACCACACCAUGAUAUAAGGAAGAGCCAUGGCUGGAGAAAAAGCAACAAGUGGUAUCAAGAAGACAAAGAAAUACAGAAGGAAAUGAUGAACAGGAGUAGAGAACGUGAGAAGCACAGAAAGGCUGACAGGCAUCAUGAAGUGGAUGAGGACUUUCCUAGAGGCCCCAAAACCCACUCUUCACCUGGCAGUUUUAAGACCCAGAAGCCUCACAAGUCCUUUCACCAUUCAUCACAUUACCACAAGCCAAGAGAAGACAAGCUUCCCAAAGAGGGCAAGCGGAGCAAGCCAAAGAAAAAGGAGAGAUAUGUGGAAGAUGAUGGCAAUGAUAAUUUAUUUCUUAUUAAGCAGAGGAAAAAAAAGUCUAAGCUGUGAGACAGCUUCUGGUUUGGUUUUAUAAUGUUCAUUUGAUCUUCAUGUCUGCAACAUUCUGGCAAUAUUUUUAUUGUUUAUGAUUAAGUGAAAGAAAGGUUUUUUGUUUUGAUUGUUUAAUACUUGGAGUACUGAACAAAUCCUUGCAGGAUCUCAGUGCUUUGUCCCACAGGUUAUUAGGUAGAAACACAGCAAGAUAAACUGGGACUUAUUCCAAUAUUGUUUUUACUCAGAAUCUUUGGGAUAGGAAAAAUCAAAUCUUUUCAAUAAAACUUUUUAAAAAUACUUUGAAAAACAGAAAAUGUCAUCAAAUGUAAUUCAUCUACAAUAUUAACAGUAAAAAAAAUCUUUGCAGGAAGAGAAAAUAUUACUAAUAAGAAAAUUGUAUCACUGUUUUGCAGCAUUACUGUUUUUUUUUUUUUAAAAUACUAGGAAUUGACCCCAGGGGCAUUCUACCACUGAGCUACACCCCCAGUCCUUUUUAUACUGAGACGGGGUCUUGCUAAGUUGCUGAGGCUAGCCUUGAACUUGCAAUCCUCAGCCUCCCAAGAUGUUGGGAUUACAGUGUAUGCCACCUGACAUAAGAUUACUUUUACAUUGGAAAGGACAGUGGCUAUAAAUCUGAAUCCAGCUCUUCUUUCUUCUGAAGCUGUUGUCAGAAUCUUCCCUUGGGCAGAACAUCACAGGCUUACUACAAACAAGGCCCUGAGGAGGCAGGGAAUUGGGCUAUAGUAAAAGAAAUCUGAGUAUAAAUGUCUAAGACAGAUUUCCUGAAACAGGUGAAAGAGUCAUCAAAAAUUUUAACAAUCGCAGUAAAACAGUUUUUGCCAUUUUUAAAGCCACAUGUCAAAAUCAUCACUUAGAUUUAUAGAGUUAAAUAUUAUCCAACUUAAAAAACUGUUCUGUUUUUAUGGACUUUUAUAACUACAACAGAGCUUUACAGAAUUUUUUGUACUUGUGAACAAUUUUUUUGUACUUACCAAAGCCUAAUAUUAGAAUGAGAGAAAUAAAAUGUCUCAAAUAGAGUGACUAAAUGGUCUAUUAUGUAAAGACUAUGAGAGUUGGGAUGAUGAAGGGCACAUUUGGGUUGGACAGUGACUAAAGCUAUAAAAUCACCAUAAACUAGAGCUGGGGAUGUAGCCAGUGGUGGAGUGCUUUCCUAGCUUGGGAGGGGCCCUGGGCUCAAUCCCCAGCACCUCAAUCAAUCAGUCAGUCAAUCAAUAAUCACGAUAAAUUGGAGUAAAAAAUGCCCAUGUUGCCCAAGCACAAGCUUUAUAGCAGAAUAAAAUGGUGUGUGAUCAGUUAAGUAGAACAGUUCUAUAAAUUGGAUUUUUGUGUUUGUAUUUUACUCUUUGGUAAGUAUAAACUACUGUCUGCCUGUUA
Marmota monax (woodchuck) is the source of this 6315-nucleotide messenger RNA. It is a transcript of the gene Zcchc7, whose product is annotated as zinc finger CCHC-type containing 7. Gene Ontology annotation, molecular function: zinc ion binding; nucleic acid binding. Bases 3253 to 4935 code for a protein of 560 amino acids. The transcript is spliced from 10 exons. The record is from RefSeq and is a predicted model, not a curated record. NCBI's taxonomy places the organism in Eukaryota, Metazoa, Chordata, Mammalia, Rodentia, Sciuridae.